UGCGUCACUAGCUUGCGACCGAACGACCGCUGCCAUUUUGACGUGAGAGGGAAGAGGAACUCGACACAACAACUGGGAAACAGUUCGAUCGUUGUUCUGCCUACUCAGUGACACUAAACAAGUAUUUCAACAUGGCUAUGCAAGCGGCGAAACGCGCUAAUAUACGAUUACCCCCUGAGGUGAACAGAAUCCUGUACAUCAGGAACCUUCCCUACAAGAUCACAGCUGAGGAAAUGUACGACAUCUUUGGGAAGUACGGACCGAUACGGCAAAUUAGAACGGGGAACACACCUGAAUCAAGAGGAACAGCCUAUGUGGUGUAUGAAGACAUCUUUGAUGCCAAGAACGCCUGUGACCACUUGUCAGGCUUCAACGUCUGCAACCGUUACCUGGUCGUCCUCUACUACAACGCCAACAGAGCUUUCCAGAAGAUGGACACAAAGAAGAAGGAGGAGCAGUUGAAGCUUCUGAAAGAGAAAUACGGCAUCAACACAGACCCUCCAAAGUAGCAGUGUGUUGAAAGCCCCCUUUCCUUUUUCAUAAUCCAGAAUUUAUCUUUUUCAAUCUUUACAUGUUGUGUCAGGGCACUGAUUGAUGUGUGCCGGUCACAAAGAAUCUUGUUUUUAAAUAUUCACUUGUCAGUUUGAUCUUUAGGACAAGGAAUUCUUCAGCCACAAACAAGUUUUACCAGGAUAUCGAUCAGUGACUGGUCAAAGUAUUUGCCUGCGGUUCUUUAUUUCCUUUUUUCAGUCUCUUAUUUCUGCAAACUUAAUUUAAAGUUAACCAUGGCCUCCGAUGUGCGAUAUGAAUUUGAGUUGCUCAGUAACGACUAUGUAGAGUGUAAGGUUUCUGUAAAAUAAAUGUUCCUUUUCUAAAA
Molecule: messenger RNA, 877 nt
Organism: Scophthalmus maximus (turbot)
Lineage: Eukaryota; Metazoa; Chordata; Actinopteri; Pleuronectiformes; Scophthalmidae
Gene: sf3b6
Product: splicing factor 3b, subunit 6
Exons: 4
Coding region: 132-509 (125 amino acids)
Cellular component (GO): ribonucleoprotein complex; cytoplasm; nucleus
Molecular function (GO): mRNA binding
Source: RefSeq, a predicted model, not a curated record